Molecule: messenger RNA, 1495 nt
Organism: Vombatus ursinus (common wombat)
Lineage: Eukaryota; Metazoa; Chordata; Mammalia; Diprotodontia; Vombatidae
Gene: NHLRC3
Product: NHL repeat containing 3
Exons: 7
Coding region: 278-1297 (339 amino acids)
Biological process (GO): protein polyubiquitination; proteasome-mediated ubiquitin-dependent protein catabolic process; negative regulation of translation
Molecular function (GO): ubiquitin protein ligase activity; translation repressor activity; protein binding
Source: RefSeq, a predicted model, not a curated record
CUGAUCCCACCACCUGCCGGGUCGCGUGACUUGCUUGUUUGGAAGGCAGUUUGGAGCAGCGGUUAAGGGGAGAGGCUGAUGGGGCUGUGUUCUCUGCCUCCGUUGAGGCUCAAAAGUUUCCUCCUCUUCCUUCCCUUCCCAUCACGGGGGUGCGAGGAGCCGUCUCUUUCUUGACCUGCUGAAGUUCCUUGGAGCCGCCUCCCACUCAGUUGUCCUCAGCCGCGACCACCCUUUACCCUAACCGCGUUCCCGCUACUUCCCCCACCGAGCUGCGCUCAUGGCCCGGCUCUGGGUCUGCGUGGGGACCACCACCUUUUUCCUGGCCCUUUUGGUUUUCCAUUCCCGCUUCUGCAGGUCGCCGGGCUUAGGAAGCUUUGCUUUUGUUGUUUCCUGGAGGACAGAGAAACCUCUUUACCGUUUGGAUGUAGGCUGGCCUAAAUAUCCAGAGUACUUCACUGGCACAACAUUUUGUGUUGCAGUAGACUCCCUUCACAGAUUGGUUUAUGUAGCACAGAGAGGGGAUAACAUACCAAAGGUAUUAGUGUUCACAGAGGAUGGAUAUUUCCUACGAGCCUGGAAUGACACUGUUGACACACCUCAUGGUAUCUUUGCAAGCAGUACCCAAUAUGAACAAUCAGUCUGGAUCACGGAUGUAGGAAGUGGAUCCUAUGGACAUACAGUGAAAAAAUACAACUCCUUUGGUGACCUCAUUCAAGUUCUGGGUACCCCAGGCAAAAAAGGGACUGGUGUAAAUCCAAUCCAGUUUGAUAAUCCAGCAGAGAUAUAUGUGGAAGACACUGGAGAAAUUUAUCUUGUGGAUGGAGAUGGAGGAUUGAAUAACAGACUGCUUAAAUUGACCCAAGAUUUUGUGAUGCAGUGGAUUCGUGGGGAAAAUGGAACAGGUCCAGGUCAAUUCAACAUUCCACAUAGCAUAACAGUUGAUUCAACUGGUCGGGUAUGGGUUGCUGACAGAGGAAACAAAAGAAUCCAAGUAUUUGAUAAAAAUACAGGAGAGUGGUUGGGAUCGUGGAGUGAUUGUUUCAAAGAAGAUGGUCCUUAUUCUGUCAGGUUUACUCCGGAUGAGAAAUACCUCAUUGUUGCCCAGUUGAAUAUCAACAGGCUCGCUCUAUUAUCUGCACCCCCUAUAGGGAAUAUUGGGGACUGUGUUGUGGUAAGCACAGUCCAGCUAGCCAGUCAAGUGUCACCCCAUCUUGUGGAUGUUGAUAGGAAAACUGGAGCGAUCUAUGUGGCAGAACUUGGGGCAGAACAAGUUCAGAAAUAUGUCCCAUUAAAAUAAAUAACUAUCUUCCUUCCCUUAGAUAUUCAUAAAUUUACUUUUCCCAAUGAAUGACCAUUACAGAUGCUCCAGUGGAAAGUUUUUGUGAUUUUCUCAUUAAUGACUAAAUGCUCCUAUAAGAAUUUAGUGUUCUGGCAUAUUCUUUUUAGGAAAUGUUUCAGGAAACUUUUUUUUUAUUAAUAAAUCAUUGAAUCCAGA